AUGUCAGAACCAGAGCCAAAGACCAGAGCUGAUUUCUUAAAAUAUUCACGUGAAAUCACUCUGGAUCCAAACACAGCAAACACAGAACUGUUAUUAUCUGAUGGAAACAGAAAAGCAGAAGUAACAAGCCAAACACAGUAUUAUCCUAGUCAUCCAGAUAGAUUCACUCAUUGGGUUCAGAUCCUGAGCAAAGAGAGUCUGCUUGGACGUUGUUACUGGGAGGUGGAGUGGAGAGGGGAAGGAGUUGAUAUAGCACUGGCACACAAGAAUAUCAGCAGAGCAGGAUAUUCAAAUAAAUGUAGAUUUGGAUUUAAUAACAAAUCUUGUUCUUUUAAAUGUCACAGUAGCGGUUAUGAGUUUUGGUCGAACGGGAAAUUUUCUCCCGUCUCAGGUCCUCAGUCCUCCAGAGUCGGAGUGUACCUGGAUCACAGUGCAGGUAUUCUGUCCUUCUACAGCGUCUCUGAAACCAUGACUCUCCUCUACAGAGUCCAGACCAUAUUCACUCGGCCUCUCUAUGCUGGACUUUGUCUUUAUUAUGAUGGAGACAAAGCUGAGUUCUUUAAACUCAGGUAG
Molecule: messenger RNA, 573 nt
Organism: Scomber scombrus (Atlantic mackerel)
Lineage: Eukaryota; Metazoa; Chordata; Actinopteri; Scombriformes; Scombridae
Product: tripartite motif-containing protein 16-like protein
Exons: 1
Coding region: 1-573 (190 amino acids)
Molecular function (GO): protein binding
Source: RefSeq, a predicted model, not a curated record